This is a messenger RNA of Dibothriocephalus latus, 384 nucleotides long. The record is from the annotation of a GenBank genome assembly. Lineage: Eukaryota; Metazoa; Platyhelminthes; Cestoda; Diphyllobothriidea; Diphyllobothriidae.
AGUACCUACUUGGCCUACGUUCAGAUACUGCCACUCCUGAUUCUCUUCGGUCUGUCCUUCUUCAGCAACCUGUUUGUAAAGGAUGCUCCUUUCAGUCUUUCGCGCACCACUAAGUACCCGGUGGAGCGAGUGACCGCCCAACAUAACAUCAACUAUUACGUCAAGCCAACCUUUUCGGAGGAUUUCGACGGUAACCUCGCCCACAUGGAGUCCCAGGUUGAGGAACAGUAUGUCUACUACCUGCGUGAUCGAUGUUUCAAGGAACAGAACCAGAAAGAAGCACUGAUGCACCGAGCGAGAUAUCUGCGCGAUAAUGAAGCCUUUAAAAAAGCCCAGAAUUAUCCCACGCCCAGCUGCGCUCGAUUAACAGCAAUGUACGGCUGA